Molecule: messenger RNA, 2196 nt
Organism: Hydra vulgaris (swiftwater hydra)
Lineage: Eukaryota; Metazoa; Cnidaria; Hydrozoa; Anthoathecata; Hydridae
Source: RefSeq, a predicted model, not a curated record
AGAAUGAACUUCCCAUUGUAUAUGAGGCUGUCAAAAAAGCUGUGAAAGACAUCGUCUUUUUCGAGAUCAAAAUGGUUAUGCGCAUUGCUUUCACCACUGAUGGAUGGUCCUCUCUAGCAUGUGACAAGUAAUUCCAUCACAGUCCAUUACAUCAACAACAACUAUCAAAUACGGAGAUUUUUGUGGUGUUGUGAGCCAACUGAUGUCCCACAGACUGCUGAAAACUUACAAAAAAUCUUCUCGGAUUUAACUCAGGAUUAACAAAGUCAAUUGCCCAAUGGUUGUGAAAUCUUUCUUACUCAUGAUGCUGCUGCCGCCAAUGUGAAGGCUUUUUCAAAAAACUCAUCAUCAGUCUUUUCAGUUUCCUGUGUCAACCAUCGGUUAAAUCUGGUCUGCUUAGCUGGACUUAAAGCCAGUCCUUGGUUCGAAAAAGCAAAAGUGUUUUCCUCUUUGCUUCAAAACUCACCCAAGAUUGCAGGCUAAAUGGAGGCCACUGCAGGGCACUUGAAACAAAAAAAUUUGUUUAAAGGGCCCCUCCAUAAAAUUCAAAGCUUUGUCAAGACACGCUGAAAUAGUAUGUUUUUUUGCUUAAAGUCAAUUUUAGAUUCGAAGCCUAUUCUUCUGUACAUACAAAGAAAAGGAAAGAAAAAUGAAUUCCCUGACAAGCAGAAUACCUGGUGGAGAGAAAUUCCUAAUGAAUCCAUUUUUGAAAUCUGGCAGAAAGUUUUGCCCUUGAUGAGAUGUCUUAAUGACGCAAUCAACACCUUGUCUGUUGAAGACAAGCCAUCAAUUCAUAAAGUCAUUCCCGAAGUGUUUAACUUGCACAAAAUCUUCUCUGACAGCAUGACAGAAGAAAACACAGAAGAUGUGAAGAACUACUGUGCAGCUGUUUGGUCCAAGCUUGAAGAAAAGUUUAAAAAUCAUGGCUGCGAUGAGAAAGCUUUUGCUGAAGCCAACUUUUUAGAUCCACGUUACCGUGGUUUGGCUCUACGUCAAUUCUCCCCGGCAUUAUUCAAAAAGGUCGAACGAGAAAUUAUUAAUGAACAUUCUUACUACGAAGAAUGGACCUCUGCAACACGUCUAGAGGUUUUUGAGGAGUUUUCCCGUCAAAACAAUCCCCUUUAUGAAGCCUGCAGAGGCGAAGAAAAAGCAACAGACCCAAUGGUUGGAGCUGAAAAGAAACCUCUUAUUUUAAUGGAGUGGGAAGCUUUUUCAAAAGUCAAAGUGCCAAAAGAUACUGAUGUCCUUUGCUGGUGGAAGCAAAAUGAAUUUCGAUUUCCACUUUUGUCUACAUCUGCUUGUGCUGUGCUCUCCGUCCUAGCAUCUUCUGCAGCAUCAGAACGAGUUUUCUCAGAAGCAGGAAAUAUUGUAACUCCACUACGAAGUCGUUUGGACCCAACUAAUGUGGCUCGUCUGGUGUAUAUACAUCACAACAGCAGCAAAGUCAUAAUUCAGUGGGAUUUACAACUUGAAUUAGGAAAUAUCCUAUCUUAUUUUGAUACAAAGUAUCAAGAAGAGUAAAAAUGCUGAAACAAUGUUAUUCAAGUCAACUUGAAGGUCCAUCUAAGUCUGAUCAGCAUCAAAGAGCAGCCAGCUCUGGAGAUUUAGAUGCUUCAAUGAACAGUUCCAUGUCUGCUGCCUACUUGAGCAGAACCUCAACUCCAGUUAAGCGCAAUUCAUCUCAUAGCCAAUUUGAAGAAAUUGAUUCAGAAGAUGAUGAAGAUCAACUUAAUCAGGUCUCCAGUGGUUCAAGUCAGAGUUUUGAUGAUAAUGAUGAUUACACAUCACCCUGAAUUCAAACAAAGGCAACUUUAAGGUACCUUAAACGCAUCAAGAAAAAUCUCCAUUUGGCUUUUCGUCUCAUCAUCAUUAAUUUUUUUAUGUUGGUUCUUCAACUUUUCAAGAAAUUAACUUUUUUAUUUAAGAAGAAUUAUUAUGUUUAACUGUUUGAGUUGCUAAAGUUAAUUUUCAUAUAUACAUUUUAAGUUCCUUUGCAGCAUUAAAAUCAAGAGAAAAAAAUAAAAGGGGUGAAUAAAAUAAUUUAUGAAUGUUAUUUUUCAUAAUAGUAAGGCUAUCAUCAGACAGGCAAUAUUUUGCAGCCAUUUAGAGCUUAGAAAUACAUAACAAGAUAGGUGAUGCGAAAUCUAAAUAUGUAAAAAAUAAAAUUUGCAAUAUAUUGCAAAUCCGUAAAUAAAA